UAUUUGGGUUGUGUUGAAGUGUUUGAGUCUCGUGGUAUGCAGGUGUGUGAAGAAGCGGUGAAAACACUCAAAGAUAAAUGUAAAGGAAAGUACCAGCGAGCAAUUCUCUAUGUAUCUGGUGACGCUCUGAGGGUUGUUGAUGAAAUCAGCAAGAGUAUGAUAGUUGAUCAGACCAUAGAGAAGGUCUCUUUUUGUGCCCCGGACAGAAAUCAUGAGAAAGGGUUUGCUUAUAUAUGUAGGGACGGUACAACAAGACGGUGGAUGUGCCACGGCUUUCUUGCAGUCAAAGAAUCGAGAUUAUGGAGAAAGCAAAAGAUUAAGGGUGAAAGGUUAAGCCAUGCAGUUGGUUGUGCGUUUGCGAUAUGUUUGGAACGGAAGCAGAAACGUGACAAAGAGUCCACGACAAGUGUGACGGUGACGUACAGCCAGGACCGAUCAACAUUUGAGAGAAUGGGGUCAUUUAGACAGACAUCAAUGACUGAACGUCUCACCGACCCACAAAGUGCAAUAUUGGCGGAACCAGUACCAGUGAAGAAGGUAGACAAUCCGUUUGCGGUGCAGCGUCCACAUGCUAGCCAGAAUCUGUUGGUAAGACAAGGCUCGUUCCGUGGCUUCUCAAAGCUGCAGGAAGCGUCCUCUCCAUUCAAAAGAACCUUGUCACUGAGGUUAAAUGAGCUGCCUUCCACAUUACAGAGACAAAAUGCAAUGGAAAUAUCUCCUCCUAAAUCAGCAGGUCUGAACAAUAAUGGAGUGAUUCAUGAGGUGCCUUCACCUGAGAAUGAAGAUUCUAUCUCACAGAUGUGUCAGCAACUUACCCAGGGCUUAUCAGCCCUUACGGAAGACCCUUUUGCCUCAGCCCCAGUUCAGGGCGCACAAAAUGCUUACCUAGUGAAACAACAUUCAAUGCCAGCAACAUUCCAUACAACUCAACCAGUUAUCAAUCAUCCUGCGCCUCCAUUGCACCAGACCAAUCCAUGGGGGUCUCCAAGUCAUACAGGAACCACUGCAGCUAAUAUAGAGAUGAUCCCUGGCCGGGCAUCACCUUCAACUAAUCCGUUUGUAAACACGGCAAGUUCGUCACCGGCUAGCAGCGUAACAUCUGGAUCUACUAUAACGACGACACGACCAUUGUUGCACGAACACAACAGAAGUCAUUCCAUGGACUCUAGUAACGUUGCCAUUUGGCAGCAACAACAACAACAAAAUACAAAAAAGCAUACUUUGCUUGAAAUGGCACAUCACCAAAGUUUUCAGUUAAACGGUAAUGCCACUACUGGAGAAAAUAUAUGGCCAACUGACUCUGACUGGGCGUCUAAGUAUCAACAGACUGCUACCAGUAAUUCAUCAACACAGAACCAAUCUAAAACCACUGCGAAAAGUGAGGACACUUUUGACCCGUUUGAUGUCGCUUGGGCGGCAAAAAAUUCAGGCCAAGAGCAGAUAGCUCAGACCAAAAACAGUGCCAGUAGUAAUCCCUUCACAACGAAGACAGUGACAACAUACAAAGUGGAGUUGUGAUUCAAUUUCUUAAUAUAUAAAGGAAGGGAUAUAAUGUUAUAUAAAAAAAAGAGGAGGAAAAAAAAGAGACUUUAUGCGUUUAUAAUUAAAAUGUAAGAAAGUUUGUGUUGUUUUCCAGUUUUCGGAUAAAAGCAUAAGCUGGAUGGCUUUAUUUUCGACUUGUAUGUACAGGUAUAGCUUAGAUAGAAAUUAAGUAUUUAUUUAGCAUAAAUUAAUGAUGCAUUGUGCAUCUUGAUACAGGAUCAGUACUGGGAUAGAUUAUGGAGUUUCAUAAAUUCAUUAUACAUUGUAGUAUUUUUAUGGAACAGUUUAAGUCAGACUCAUUUUUUUAUAAGCAUAUUUUUAAAAAUCAUGUUUUAGAAGAGUACUUCAUAACAAAUUUUAUUUCUUA
Molecule: messenger RNA, 1909 nt
Organism: Ruditapes philippinarum (Manila clam)
Lineage: Eukaryota; Metazoa; Mollusca; Bivalvia; Venerida; Veneridae
Product: protein numb-like
Exons: 8
Source: RefSeq, a predicted model, not a curated record